GUGGCUCCUGGUGUGUGGGGGACCCUGAGUGUACGACUGAGCGUGUCAGAAAGACUGUGUGAGUGUGGGUGUGUGAGCGACCUCCCUGAGUCUGAGGGUGACUCUGUGAGUGUGCAAGAAAGACCUUGAGUGAGAAGAUGACGCCGAGAGUGUGUGUGAGAUGAUGCUGACCGUAUGGGAGAGUCCUUGAUGUGAAGGAGACUCUGGGUGCGCGUGAGACACACGCAGACCCCCUAGACUAGCAGGAGACUGCGUGUGUGAAACCCAGAGCCUGGGGGUGAGUUCUCUGAGCGUGUGAGAGCUUGCGUGUGAGGGUGUCUCCCGGAGUGUGCGAGAGACUGAGAGGGAGACCGUGGCGAUAGAGGCCCUGAGUGUGACACCGUGUGAAGCACCGAGAGGUGGUCCAGGGUGACCGUGACGGGAAGAGAGCGAGCCUGUGCCCUGAGAAACUCAGCAAGUGAGAAAGACCGCGUGCAAGACUGCGGAUGCCCUGCAGGGUCAGAGGCCACAGGAAACACACGUGUGAAGGAGACAUUUGCCAUGGAAGCCAGGGAGCUGGAGAGCCCCACACCAACCUACCAUCUCAUUCCUGAGGCCAGACAGCCCAUGGAGAAAGAUGUCAGCAUGCAACCUCAACGGACCUCAGAAACUAUGCAGCUAAAGAAGGAGAUCUCUCUGUUGAAUGGGGUCAGCCUGGUGGUGGGCAACAUGAUUGGCUCAGGAAUCUUUGUCUCACCCAAGGGCGUGCUGGUAUAUACUGCCUCCUAUGGGAUGUCGCUAGUCAUAUGGGCCGUCGGUGGGCUCUUCUCUGUUAUUGGUGCCCUUUGCUAUGCGGAGCUGGGGACUACCAUCACCAAGUCUGGGGCCAGCUAUGCUUAUAUUCUAGAAGCUUUUGGGGGCUUCAUUGCCUUCAUCCGUCUGUGGGCCUCCUUGCUAAUUGUUGAGCCCACCAGUCAGGCCAUCAUUGCCAUCACCUUCGCCAACUACAUCAUCCAGCCCUCGUUCCCUACCUGUGAUCCCCCAUACCUGGCCUGCCGUCUCCUCGCUGCUGCUUGCAUAUGUCUGCUGACAUUUGUCAACUGUGCCUAUGUCAAGUGGGGCACACGUGUGCAGGACACAUUCACUUAUGCCAAAGUCCUAGCGCUCAUUGCCAUCAUUGUUAUGGGCCUCGUUAAACUGUGCCAGGGACACUCUGAGCACUUUCAGGAUGCCUUUGAGGGUUCCUCCUGGGACAUGGGAGACCUCUCUCUCGCCCUCUACUCUGCCCUCUUCUCUUACUCAGGUUGGGACACCCUUAAUUUUGUAACAGAAGAAAUCAAAAACCCAGAAAGAAAUUUGCCCCUGGCCAUUGGGAUUUCUAUGCCAAUUGUGACACUCAUCUACAUCCUGACCAAUGUGGCCUACUAUACAGUGCUGAGCAUUUCAGAUGUCCUUGACAGUGAUGCUGUGGCUGUGACAUUUGCUGACCAGACGUUUGGCAUGUUCAGCUGGACCAUUCCUAUUGCCGUUGCCCUGUCCUGCUUUGGGGGCCUCAAUGCAUCUAUCUUUGCUUCAUCAAGGUUGUUCUUCGUGGGCUCCCGUGAGGGCCACCUCCCGGAUGUACUGUCAAUGAUCCACAUUGAGCGUUUUACACCCAUCCCUGCUUUAUUGUUCAAUUGUACCAUGACACUUAUCUACCUCACUGUGGAAGACGUUUUCCUGCUCAUCAACUACUUCAGCUUCAGCUACUGGUUCUUCGUGGGCCUGUCUGUUGCUGGACAGCUCUACCUUCGCUGGAAGGAGCCUGAGCGGCUCCGGCCUCUCAAGCUGAGCCUGUUUUUCCCCAUCGUGUUCUGCAUAUGCUCCUUGUUUCUGGUGAUUGUGCCUCUAUUCAGUGACACCAUCAAUUCCCUCAUCGGCAUUGGGAUUGCCCUCUCUGGGGUUCCUAUCUACUUUGUGGGUGUUUAUCUGCCAGAGUCCCGGAGGCCACUCCUUUUUCAGAAUGUUCUGGCUGCUAUCACCAAAGUCACCCAGCAGCUUUGCUUUUGUGUCCUGACUGAGCUUGAUGUAGCUGAAGAGAAAAAGGUUGAAAGGAAAGCUGACUAGAGGCCAGAGGAGAUGUCCCUUGAGGCCUGGAAGGCCAGCCACGGCUACCAAAGUCCAGAUGACAAGACUGUGCAGGCCCAACUCUCUUGUUCUAAAGGAGCCUGUGGGCCACAUUACCUAAGGGGGCUCAGAGCCAACAGUCUGCUCAGGUGGUCAGAGCAGACUCAGGGUCUGAGGCCAGCCUGAAAAUGGGAAUUGUAUAGAAAGUGGUGGUGGGGAGGGCUUGGGGUGAGGGCAGUAGUUAUUUAGUUUUGUUUCUGGUGAGUAGGUGCAGCUUACCAAACACUUGGCAAGUUGCACUGGGGGAAGAGGGAGUGCUAGGUUAAUAGCUGCGGCUGGUGGUUCUGAAUUUGAUAUGUGAGGUUUGAAUCAGAAGUCUUUACAACAGGGGCUGCUUUAUGGAAAGCUUUCCUCUGAGCAGGUCCAAGCACCUGACUGUAGAGGCCUAAAAUGCUACCAUUUCUUCCUGUGACUCACAAUCUUUCCCUGGAAAGACGGUUGUAUUCCAUUAUUUAUUGAUAUUAUUUAAUCCAGAACCCCAGUUCUAGCAAAACAUUGGUGUUCAUUCAUCGACCAGAUGCAAUAAGCUGAUUGUGUUUAAAAAUUCAAAGCACACCAAAUUGAGUCCCUCUGCCCGUAGAGGUGUCUCUGUGUGGUGGUGGAUCAGACUCUGACCAGAUUUUUUUGCUUGGUUUUAGCACAUUCUCCUGUUGAGUCUUAGCUACAAAGGUGAACUUUAAAGAUUUUUUUAACUCAUGUAGUAGAUAUCAAGUAUCUACUAACUAUAGUUAGUAGGUCACAGAUUAUAAGCACCUGGCUCGAAUCAGCAAGGACAAAUGAACAAAUUCAUGAGUCAGAAGUCUGGUAAUAUUGCUAUUUUGAAGGAUAAUCCUUUAUUUCACUUAAGACCUUAGGUCUUUGUUCUAGAUGAUAGAUUACAUUUCUGGGUUUCUGGUAUGAACUUUAAGAGGACAUGAACUGUUUUAGAAUUCAAGUGGAUUACCUGAAUUCUCUCAGCUGUCAAUGGCUUAGAGACCAUCUAAGACCAUCUCUAAGCCACCAAAAUAGCUUGUUUCUUUCUAUUAGGGCCGGUGUGAGGGAUGCUGUGCAGACCCAUGCAAGCCCACCUUGGUGCUAGAAGUGGUCAUUUCCCUUUUCUGAAAACUUCACACCACGCUGCAUGCUCCUCUUCCAUCCCCAACACUGGGCUUUGUUUACACUCUGAGCUGUCUUGGUGUGGAUCAUCGGGAUAGUGCAUUCCUGUCCCGUCUGCCUCCCGUUGCUGGAGGUUUGGUGGGCCUGCAGUCUCAGGAAGAGCUUGGUACUUGUGUGGACUUCUUUUUUCUCCCUGUGGAGAUCAGUGAAGACUUUGGCGGAGGGAAAGCUGCUUCAACCUCAAAUCUGGCUCCUCACCAGACUGCCUGAUUGGAAGCAACUAAUUCUGGUGCUCAAGCUGCGCUUUAGUAUCCAGGUCGGGCCAGAGCAGGUUUGGCCUAAUGAAUGUUCCUUUCCUCAUGGGCAGCCAUGGUUGCGGUGGACUGUGCAACUAUCCUGUGAUGUGUCCAGACACUGUCAUCCUGGGUCCAGAGGAAACUGCUGGCUUGGCUCAUCCCCUGCCUGGACUUCUUAUCCUUUGGUUUUAGAAUCGGUCAGUUGUAAAGACAAGAACUAUCAGGCAAUCUCCAGUUCUGACCAUUCUUUUCCACCAAAAGGCCUCAGUCGCAGCCAGGGGAGUGACCUUGGUCAUACUUGCUCAAUAAAGACAAUCAGGAGCAUGAGCACAGUGGUCUUCGGUUCAGGGCAUGCAUGGAUGAGAAAAUGAGAGGACAUUCUUACCGUCAUGGGUGGGGGCAAUAUGGAGUCUGUGCAAAGGCUGACUUGCCUAGACUAUGUAAACAUGACUCCUGUCUGAGCCAAGAUGGCACCUUUCCCAGGGAUCCUCUGGAACUAAUCAUUGAAGUGGUGCGUGCCUGUCUUGAGGAUCCCUGACCAAGGUUUUAGCUUUCUAUACUGAAGUAAAUGACAAGCUAGUCCCAAGAACUUGCUGUCCCCCAUGCUUCUCCUGGGGGAAGCAUGGGCCUCAUACCCUAAGUGACCCCAUACAAACUUAGUGAGCCAUGUCAUCCCUCUCUCAUUACUGGAUGGCAACUUCAUUCUUCCCCUCUGUGCUGGAUAGACUUCACCCAGGAACCCUUCUGUGGGAGAAAAGCCAGACUCCCUACCGCACUCAAGCUUUCUGGUGGAAUUAAAUUUCUGCAAGGUCUUUGUUAGUCUCCUUCAGUCCUUCUCCUGGUGUGCUAAUCCCUUUUGCAAUAGGUACAGUACGUGAGGUUGUCAGCCCUUUAAUGUUGGCAGACCUUAAUGAGUAUAGAAACAGCAGUGAGCACAUUAUAAUGGCACUGAGUAGUUUUUAAUCCUGUUUCUAUGCCUACAGGAGACAUGUAAAUUGCUGCCUGUUACUUGCAGCACUGAAUUGUACCUUUGUGGAUAGUUUCUAGUCACAAGAGUAGAGCCUGUGUAUAUACGGAAUUUAAUCAUUUGGCAGGUUUAACAUAAGUACAGUAACUAAUAUAGGUAAAGACCCACAGAAGGAACAGAGAGUGAAAGAAUAGGUGGAAGCAGGUUAGAAAAAGAGAGAUACUUAAGAAAUUUUAAAAGAUGUGGAAAGAAGACAUCCCUGUGCAAUUCACAUUUUUGAUGGUGAAUCUGUGCCACAGGGCCGGAAGGCACAUUUCGAUUCAAAGGUUCUCUGUAUUAUUUUCCUAGACCUGUACUAUCCAGUAUAGUUAACUAUUAGCCAUAUGUAGCUACUUAAAUUAAGAAAUAUUAAUUCCUCAGUUGCACUGGUCAUUUUUUAAGAGCUGAGCCACAUAUGACUAGUGGCUACUAUUGCACAGUACAGAUAUGGAACGUAAGUAUUGUGCAUGAAGUUCCGUGGGACAGUGUUCUCUUGGAAGAAUAAAUGCCAACUGAGAUGGUAUGGAAAGUAGGGAUAGAGUUUGCUUAUAGGGAAUCCAAAUUCUGAUAAUAAAACUGGUCCUGUUAAAUCA
Molecule: messenger RNA, 5135 nt
Organism: Suricata suricatta (meerkat)
Lineage: Eukaryota; Metazoa; Chordata; Mammalia; Carnivora; Herpestidae
Gene: SLC7A6
Product: solute carrier family 7 member 6
Exons: 10
Coding region: 541-2085 (514 amino acids)
Biological process (GO): amino acid transmembrane transport
Cellular component (GO): membrane
Molecular function (GO): L-amino acid transmembrane transporter activity
Source: RefSeq, a predicted model, not a curated record